This is a messenger RNA of Phasianus colchicus (ring-necked pheasant), 795 nucleotides long. RefSeq names its product coiled-coil domain containing 201 (gene CCDC201). The record is from RefSeq and is a predicted model, not a curated record. Lineage: Eukaryota; Metazoa; Chordata; Aves; Galliformes; Phasianidae.
UUUACUUAGAUCACCUGGAAAGGAGAGAAGUAGUAGAAGACUUCAGAUGGAACUUAAUAGCACCGAUGGCGAACGUGACUUCCUGAUGUCAGAGGAAGAAGAUUCUAUUUCAUGCGUUAAAAGAUCUCUAAAAAGAAAACUGGUGAAACACAGCACUCCAGUGGACUCAGUGUUCUCAGGAAAAACACCAUCUCUUUCAGGUCCAAUCAAUUGGUCAAUCAAUGACCAAGAUCUCAGUAAGAGAGCUUAUGUAUCCCCAGUGCCAAAAUCAGCUCUAGGAAAAUCAGUAGCUCAACUAUCAUUGGCAAGUGUUGAAGCAUACUUCCCUCAUAUGUCUCCAAAAAGGUAUUCAGUAGUAUUUGACUUGCAAGAUUCCAGUGGAGAGAGAAGCCAUAGUUCUCGAGCUGUGUAUUCUAGAAGACGACUUUCCACAGUAUUGGCAUCUGAUGAAUCAAUUGAAGAGACAAGUGAAAAGGUUGCCUCAAGUGCAGGAACUCAAACUCCCACAAAAGCAUCUGAGAAGUUAGCAGGAACUCCCAAGAGUGGAUCUUCAUGGAUGGUUUCUGGAAUACCAGGAAUAAAAGAUCCUCCAGUGUUGAAAAAGAAGAAAACUGAUAAAGCUAUUGUGAGAAAGAAACAAAGAGAAUGGGUGCUUCGCCAACUGAAAAACAUUGAGGAAGCAACUAAACAUGAAUUAACAAUUGAAGAAGUUUGAUCAAACUAUUUUUGGAAGUAAUGAUGUUUCGUGCUUAUUUUGUGAAUAGCAGAUUCCAAUAAAGUGCACAUCUGACUAAA